CAACUAUGGCCCAUGAUCUCCAAAUACCCAGCAUAUGAAAAAUUAUUCAAUGCUCCUGGGCCACACAUCUAUCCCCCACCUGAUAACUGCUGCCUCUACCAGAUUCACAACAGUCAGUUCUUUCGUGACAGAGAGAAAUCUACACUAUUCUGUUCUCUGAUUGUCAAAUCUCUGGUUGUAUCAGAAAAUGGAAGAAGAAGAACAACAACAAGAAGAAGAGCAGCAGGAGUCAGAAGCUAAAAGAUUUUGGGACCCAAUCCACUCCCCUCGUCAUCUCCCCUCAUCACUGCAAACCCACCAUCGAUCCCUCUCAGAUUCUCACACCCAAUUCAAAUCAUGCUCAAUUUCCCCCACAAAACACACCCACUUCACCAGUGACGUCGUCUUUCCUCCCAUCAACCACGAGGGCCUCCACCUCUCCUCCCCCCACAAACCCUCUCCCUCACUUCCCAAUCACCCCGAUAAUAACACUAAUCAACAAGUACAUAACUCGCCUUGUUCGUCGGGCGAGGAGAACGGGUUUUUGUGGGUCUCACAGAGGGCAGCGGGUACUGGGUCGGGUGGAGGAGGUGAGGUGGCGAGGUGGGUGAGUGUUGGGUUUGAGCUGUUGCGGUCUAGGGUUACUUGCAUUGCUUCCUCACUCUGUAAUUUUGCUGGGUUUGGAGGGGUAAAUUGGUCAGUUGGUUGUGCCGCUCGGAUGGUGGCGGCGGUGCUGGUUUGGUGGUUGUUCGCGGUGGUCCGGCGGAGGAGACGGGAUUCGCGGGUUAGGAGAGAGAGUAGGGAUCAGAUGAUACGUGUUAUUAAGGAGAAAGAUGAGAAAAUUAGUCAACUCUUGCAUCAAAUUGCGCAAAUGAAUCAAUUACUGCUAGCCCUUCACGGAGGUCCGAUGCCUGGGACCGGAGGGGUGACCAAGUAAAAAAGCAUCUUUUUUUCCAGGCCAACCUUAUGCUGUUAAAAAGAGCGUUAUGCGUUGUAGCAUGCAGACCUGGUUAAAUGACUGUUAGUAUGUCCUCCAUCUACGGUGACAUGAUGUUUAAAAUAUGUUUCUGCUUUUUUUUCUUUUUCUUCUCAACUGAUCUGCUUUGUAUUCACCUUUUCCAAAUUCAUUUAGGUACAAUUGCUUUACUUGAACCUGGUGGUCUGUAUUCAUCCACUUUGUUUAGGUCAUGUUUGAUAAGUGGCCAUGGGAUAUGAUUUCUUCUUUUGUUUUU
This is a messenger RNA of Rhododendron vialii, 1211 nucleotides long. RefSeq lists its product as uncharacterized. The record is from RefSeq and is a predicted model, not a curated record. Bases 188 to 916 code for a protein of 242 amino acids. The transcript has 2 exons. Lineage: Eukaryota; Viridiplantae; Streptophyta; Magnoliopsida; Ericales; Ericaceae.